Pteronotus mesoamericanus is the source of this 859-nucleotide messenger RNA. RefSeq names its product basic leucine zipper ATF-like transcription factor 2 (gene BATF2). Bases 32 to 859 code for a protein of 275 amino acids. Gene Ontology annotation, cellular component: nucleus. The record is from RefSeq and is a predicted model, not a curated record. The transcript is spliced from 3 exons. Gene Ontology annotation, molecular function: DNA-binding transcription factor activity, RNA polymerase II-specific; RNA polymerase II cis-regulatory region sequence-specific DNA binding. NCBI's taxonomy places the organism in Eukaryota, Metazoa, Chordata, Mammalia, Chiroptera, Mormoopidae. Gene Ontology annotation, biological process: regulation of transcription by RNA polymerase II.
CCUGCACCAGGUGUGAGACUUUGUCCCAGCCAUGCACCUCUGUGGGGGUGAAGGGCUGCUGACCGGGCAGGACCCUGAGGAGCACCAGAAGCAGCUGAAGAAGAAACAAAAGAACCGGGUGUCUGCCCAGCGCAGCCGGCAGAAGCACACGGACAAGGCGGACACGCUGCACCAGCAGCACGAGUCACUGGAGAGACACAACCACGCUCUGCGGAAGGAGAUCCAGGGCCUGCAGUUGGAGCUGGCGUGGUGGAGGCGGACUUGGCACAUGCACGAGCGCCUGUGCCCGACGGAGCAUGCCUCCUGCCUGGCUCCCCUGCCUCCGGAGUUCUGGGGCCAGCCCAAGCGGCCCCUGGACCCCACGCCUCAGAGGCCACACGGCUGCCAGCAGCAGGCGGACCCCUUCCAGAGCCCAGUCUCCUCUCCCGCGGCUCAGCACAAACUCUCUCCAUAUCCGCAGCCGCAUGGUUCCCCUGGCCUCCUCCUGUCCCCUCUGCCCUUGCUGUCCCCCUGCCCUACUGCGGUCACUGUUCCUCCUGCCCAGCCAUCCCCCAGCCCUGUCCAGCCUGCUUCGCCCUCCGGCUCCAGCCUGUUGAGACCUUCCUCCAAGCUCAAAGACCUCCUGCCCCACUCCUCAGCCCAAGCUGCCCCUCCGCAGCCCUUUGGGCCGGAGCACCUCACCCAGGAGAAGCUGGUGUCCUCGCCCCACAGUCCCUCGACUGCUCUGGGGCUGGCCUGCCUGCAGGACAUGGACAAACCUGCUUUCUCAUCAGCAGAUCAGCAAGGGUUGGGCGUGGAUCUCAGCCCCCACCCCCUCCCGGCCUUCCCCCUGCUCUCCUCUGCUCGGGUCCACUUCUAA